This is a messenger RNA of Cucurbita moschata (crookneck pumpkin), 503 nucleotides long. Its product is annotated as protein yippee-like At3g11230. The transcript has 6 exons. NCBI's taxonomy places the organism in Eukaryota, Viridiplantae, Streptophyta, Magnoliopsida, Cucurbitales, Cucurbitaceae. The record is from RefSeq and is a predicted model, not a curated record. The coding region runs from base 22 to 363 and encodes 113 amino acids.
GUUUGAUUUGAGGGAAUUGAAAUGGGGAGGCUGUUUCUUGUUGAACACGAUCCAAGAGAAGGAGUUCUAAAGGCCUGCAAAUUUUGCAACACUUACAUCGCCUUGCACCAAAAUAUAACCCAGGACACCUUCCCUUUCUGGCCACCCUCCCAAGGCUCCAUCUUCUCUUCUACGGUGAAUUUGGUGGAAAAUGACGGUGGAGCCAAUCAAGAUCUUCCUUCUCCUGCACUUUUUCUACAGCUUUACUGUGUCAAAUGUGGCGCUUUCAUUGGAUUCCGACAAUACUACGACAGCACCCGACGUCAAGGAUUUAGUUUCAUUUGCCACGAUAAGGUGGUCGAUAUUUUUACCAAUGGAGAUUAAAUGCUGAAUUACUGCAAUACGGAGGUACAUUUCUCAAGGAUUGAUCAAGAACAGCAUUGAGGAUUGAAGAUUAGUUUACUUAAACUGAGAUUUGAAAUUUGUUUUGUUCUUGAUCAAUGAAUUCCAUGAAUAUUUCGCCU